CGUGCUUCCGGCCUGAAAUAUAGCAGACAGCGUCUUUGGUGCGCAAUGUUGUUAUUGCGAAGAAUACGCAAACUCUAAAGAUUUUUUAUAAAAGAUGAUUUUAAAAAAUGUUGUAAAUACUUCCUUUUGUAAAUUAUUGAAACGAGCUUUGCAUCAGAACAAAAGUCCAGCUAAAGUAGCCAGUGAAAAAUGCAGCAUCGAGAAAAUACGAAACAUCGGCAUACUCGCUCACAUAGACGCCGGAAAAACAACAACGACCGAGCGUAUGCUGUAUUAUUCUGGAAUCAUAAGACACAUGGGUGAAGUCCACGAUGGAAAUACUGUCACAGAUUUCAUGGACCAAGAGCGUGAGAGAGGAAUAACUAUCUGUUCCGCAGCAGUAACAUUCGACUGGAAAAACUAUCGUUUUAACUUGAUCGAUACUCCAGGUCACAUUGACUUUACCAUGGGUGUUGAACAAACAUUAAGCGUACUAGACGGUGUUGUUAUUUUACUUGAUGGAAGUGCCGGUGUAGAAGCGCAGACAUGCACAGUAUGGCGACAAGCCGAUAGGUAUUAUUUACCUAGAAUAGUUUAUGUAAAUAAAAUGGACAGACCAGAUGCAAAUUUUGAGAUGUGUUUGAAAUCCAUGGAGUCAAAAUUGGAUGCUGUCACUCUGCCAGUACAUAUGCCUUACAAGGAUGAAACUGGACUUGCUGGUAUCAUUGAUGUUGUAACUCUUGAAAAAGUUAUUUAUGAUAAAAAAACUAAUGGGCGAAUUAUAACAAAAUCACAACUUAAAGAAGAGAAUUCCAGCUUAUUAGAAAAGGCUCUGGAAAAACGUAGGUUCUUGACUGACAAACUAUCUGGGUUGGAUGAUGAAUUGGCUAAUAUUGUUAUUGAGCAGGACUCAUUGGACAAAGUUUCUUCUCAAGUUCUAGUUGAUUCUUUGCGCAGGAUAACAGUAUCACGGAAGGGUGUACCAGUACUUUUAGGUAGCUCUUAUAAAAACAUUGGAGUCCAAUCUCUGAUGGAUAGUGUGAUAUUGUAUUUGCCUACUCCAGAUACUAAUCAAUUUACAAAAUUAUACAAAGGUUUUUAUGAUAAUCUUUCUGCUAGAGUAUUUAAAAUUAUUCACGAUAAGCAAAUGGGGCCUAUUACUUUUUUCCGGGUAUACACUGGAAGUCUGAAGAAAGAUCAGAAAAUUUAUAACGUUCAGAGAGGUCAAACUGAACGUAGUGGGAAGUUGUAUGCUGCUUAUGCUGAUGAGUAUCAAGAGAUUUCAGAAAUUGAACAAGGAAAUAUUGGUGCUUUAACAGGUCUUAAAUACACAGUGACUGGUGAUUUGUUAACAAACAGUGCUUCUAGCGCUGCUCAGGCAAAAAAGUAUAUGGAAAAGAAAACAUUGUUUAGUUCUGAAGAAAUUGAUAAGCUAUUCUCUGUUGGCACAAAUGUACCAGAUCCUGUCUUUUUCUGCUCUAUAGAACCACCAUCUUUGUCAUCUGUUUCGGCUCUGGAAGCAGCUCUUCAGGAAUUAGAAAAAGAAGAUCCCAGUUUGAGAGUUAGUCAAGAUACUAAUACUGAUCAAAUAAUCUUGGCAGGUAUGGGUGAGCUGCAUAUUGACAUUAUUAAAGAAAGGAUUCGCAGAGAAUACAAAAUUGAUGUAUCACUAGGAGAACUUCAAAUUGCGUAUAAGGAAACUAUAGAAAGGCCAGUAAAAGAUACAUACGUGGUCCAACAUGAUAUCAAUAAAACAAAACAUGAAGUUUCAAUAACUCUUUCAUUAAUACCUAAUUAUAAUGGAAAGAAGCAAUUACUUUUGGAUAGCUCGCAUGAUAGCGCAUCAAAUUUAUCAGCUGUAACAGAAAAAACUAUGAAAGCAAUUAGUAAAGGCGUAUCAUCAGCUUUCUUAAAUGGACCAAAACUGGGCUGUCCAAUUGUGAAUGUUGCAGUAAAAUUGCAUUUCCUAGAAGUCAAACGUGGAACUUCUGACUCAAUCAUAACUGCUACAGUUUCCCAAUGCAUUAAAAAGUUAAUGGAGAAUAGUGGAUCGUUGUUAUUGGAACCAAUCAUGAAUCUGGAAGUAGUCACAUCAGAAGAAUACUCUUCUAAUGUAAUAGGAGAUUUGAGCAGACGAAGAGCAGAAAUAAAAUCUUUAGAUGUCAGAGGUCACAACAAAAUAAUUUCCUGUACAAUUCCACUAUCAGAAUUGCUGGGGUACUCUACACAGUUAAGGAUAAUUUCCUCUGGGCAUGCUUCAUUUACAAUGGAAUUUAGUCAUUAUCAACCAAUGAGCGAAAUUGACGAGCGUGAUGCCAUUAAAAGAAUAACUGGUUUUUAGUUAAUAAAAUAAGAUUUGUAAUUACAAUUGUAAAUAUGUGAGUACUAAAAAUAAAAGCUAAUAAAAAACGAGUUUCACUCUCGAAUUUGAA
This is a messenger RNA of Nasonia vitripennis (jewel wasp), 2411 nucleotides long. It is a transcript of the gene mRRF2, whose product is annotated as ribosome-releasing factor 2, mitochondrial. The transcript is spliced from 3 exons. Lineage: Eukaryota; Metazoa; Arthropoda; Insecta; Hymenoptera; Pteromalidae. The record is from RefSeq and is a predicted model, not a curated record. Gene Ontology annotation, cellular component: mitochondrion. Gene Ontology annotation, biological process: ribosome disassembly; mitochondrial translation. Gene Ontology annotation, molecular function: GTP binding; GTPase activity; translation elongation factor activity. Bases 95 to 2320 code for a protein of 741 amino acids.